Molecule: messenger RNA, 3582 nt
Organism: Monomorium pharaonis (pharaoh ant)
Lineage: Eukaryota; Metazoa; Arthropoda; Insecta; Hymenoptera; Formicidae
Product: trichohyalin-like
Exons: 3
Coding region: 1-3582 (1193 amino acids)
Molecular function (GO): catalytic activity
Source: RefSeq, a predicted model, not a curated record
AUGGCGCCACCGGUAAGUAGGAGCAAGGCCCUACAGGAUAGCAAGGCCAAGCUGGACAAAUGGAUAAGCGGCGAGGAGGGAAACUCGAGCCACAUGGAGAGAAUAAUCAAGGAAAUGGAAUAUAUGAGAAAUCAGAUGGAAAAAUUGAAAGAGAGUAUAAUGGAGAGCUUGGAAGAUCAACUGAAAAAAAUCAGGAAGGAAAUGGAGGAAGAGAGGAGAUUAAGAGAAGCGGAGAGAGAAAGAGAGAAGAUCGAGUGGAAAAGGGAGAAAGAAGAGCUCGUGCAAAGGAUAGAAGAGCUAGAGAAGACAAACGAGAGGAAAGAGAGAGAAGCACGGAGGAGAAACAUAGUCAUAAAAGGAGUAAGUUGGAAAAAUGAAAGAGUAGAAGAAGAGGUGAGUAAAUUCAUAAAAGAAAAUUUAAAAGUGGAGGUAGGAGUAGAAAAGGCUUUUAGGACAAGAAUAAAAGAAAAAGAUAUUGUAAUUGCUAGCCUAGAAAACCGGGAGCAGAAAAGAGAGAUUAUGGUCAGGAAAAAAGAGUUAAGGCAAGGAAUUUGGAUAGAAGACGACCUAACAAAGGAGGAAAGGGGAAUUCAGAGGAAAUUGAGAGAGAGAGCUAGAUCGGAAAGAGAAAAAGGACGAAAGGAUACGUGGGAAUACUUAGAGGAAUUCGACGUUUUAGGUUUAACAGAGACAUGGAUUGAAGAGGAAGGAUGGAGGAGAAUAAAAGAUAAGCUGCCAAAUAAAUUCAGGUGGAAUUGUAUACCGGCAAGGAGAGAGCACAAGAAAGGGAGAGCCAGAGGAGGUAUAAUUACAGCGGUGAAUAAGAGCGUAAAGGAUAAUAUUUUCAGAAAGCUAGGUUAUGGAAUAGCGGAGAAUAAACUGAUUCACAACGGAAACAGAUGGAGAAUUGUCACGGUAUACAGCCAGGACAUAGAAGAAACUAUGGAUGCCUUAACGGAAUUAAUUCAAGAAGAAGAGGAAGAGUUCUUAAUGAUAGGAGGAGACUGCAAUGCAAGGACUGGAAGAGAAGGAGGUCCAAUUAGAGAAGAAGAAGGAAAGACAAGAACAUCGAGGGAAUCAAGGGACAAAGUGAUUAAUAGAGAGGGACGAUUGUUAAUAAGCAAAAUUGUGGAGAGAGGAUGGAUGAUUCUUAAUGGAAGCUAUAACAAGGAAGGAGACUGGACUUAUAUCGGGGAAGUCGGAACUUCAGUUGUGGAUUAUGUAAUUGCAAAUGAAAAGGCGGAAGAGGACAUCAAGAUAGUCGUAGAAGGAGACAGGACGGAGUCAGACCACGUGCCUCUAGAAGUGGAAUUAGAAGGAUCGAUCAUACAGUCGAGUAAAAGAGAAGAGGAGACGGAAUUUAUUGAGGUGAGUGACUGGAGUGAAGAAGGAAGAAUGCAAUACAGAGAACGCUGCGAAGGAUGGACUUGUGAACAAAAUGAGAUCGAAAAAAUUUGGCAGGAAUUGAAGACAAAGGUGAAAAGUUCAAUCACGAAGCACAAAAAGAAGAGAGGGAAAUGGAAACUCGGAAAGAAAGUAUGGCACAGUAAGGAAUGGAAGAGAGAGAAGAGAUAUUUAAGAGCGAUGAUGAGAAGAAUGAAAAAAGGAAAGAUCAGUCGAGAAGAUUAUAUACAGAAAAGGAAACAAUAUAAAGAAUGGUGCAAAGAUGAAAAGGAAAGACACGAGAUAGAAGAGGAGUGGAAAUUGAAGAACAUCAGCACAGAAAAAGAGGCAUGGAAACACAUAAAUAGAUAUAGAAAGAAGAGAGAAGGCAUAGACGAAGAAAUAGAGCUGGGAAACUGGAAAAAACACUUCAUGGAUCUACUUGGAGGGAAAGAAGAAAAGAUGACCUGGCAUCAGGAAGAAGAGGAGAACAGGAGAGAUGUAGGGGAAGAGAACCUAGAGGAAGAGGCAACAGAACUAACGACCGAAGAAUUGUAUAUCCAAUGGAGGGAGCUAAAGUUGGGGAAAGCCCCAGGGGAAGACGGCAUAGAGAACGAGGCGUGGAAGUAUGUGCCAGGAGAAGUAGGAGAGGUGCUUGUAAGACUGUUGAAUGGAGUAUGGAAACACGGAAAGUUACCAGGAGACUGGAACAAAGGGAUAAUCUGUCCGAUUUUUAAAAAAGGAGAUAAGAGUGAAGUUGGUAAUUACAGAGGAGUGACACUUUUGAACACAGCUUAUAAGAUGUAUGCUAGUAUUUUGAACAACAGGUUGAUGGAGGCAACAGAGGAAAAACUUCGAGAAACUCAAUUCGGUUUUAGGAAAGGAAGAGGGACGGUAGAUGCGAUAUACGUGCUAAACUAUGUCGUAAACAAGGAAUUAAGCAGAAAGAGAGGGAAAGUUUUUGCGUUUUUCGCGGAUCUGAAAGCGGCAUUCGAUAGAGUAGAUAGGCAGGAGUUGAAUCGAAUGGUGAAGCAUAUAGGAGUGGACGACCAUCUAAGGAGAAGAGUCAUGGAAUCCUAUAGGGAAACGAAGAACACGGUAAGAAUAGGAGAGAGAAGGACGGAAGAUUUUUGGACGGAGAGAGGGGUACGACAGGGAUGCCCGAUGAGCCCUACACUGUUUAAUAUAUAUGUUAUGGACUUAGAAGAGGAGAUGAAGAAGGAACAGGUAGGAGGUGUAACAGUAGGAAGAGAAAAAUUCUGGACAAUUUCAUACGCGGAUGACAUGGUACUAGUAGCGAAAAGCGAAGAAGAACUAAAAGGAAUGAUAAAUCGUUUUAAGAGAUACUUAGAGAAGAAAAAUAUGUUACUCAGCACAGAAAAGUCGAAGAUACUAGUAUUCGAGGAUGGAAGAGGAAGGAAGAAGAAAAGGGAAUGGAGGUGGGGAGACCAAAGCAUCGAGGAAGUCAAGGAAAUAAAAUAUUUAGGAUAUAUAUUGCAGAAAAACGGAGGUACGGAGAAACACAUCGUGGAAAGGUACAAGAGAGCAACAGUGGCAAUGAAGAAGACGUGGAGCAUAGGAGAAAGGUUAUUCAAGGACGACUACGCCAGAAGAGUCAAGAUGUUCGAAGCUUUGGUGGGAAGUAUUGCGUUGUACGGAGCGGAGAUCUGGGGCUGGACAAAUGAAGCGAGAUUAGACAGGAUAAAAAGGAAGUACACCAAAUGGGUUUUAGGUUUAGACACAACAACACCGAACUACAUUCUGAAAGAGGAAACAAAGAUGAAAGAAAUAAGAAUAGAAGCACUGAAAAGAGCGUUAAAAUAUGAAGAAAAAGCAAGGAACAGCGAGAAGAAAUUAGUAGCAGAAUGCAUCAAGGACCUGGACAGAGAAAGAGUAGCAAGAGAGGAAAGCAAGUGGGAGGCAGCGAGAAGCACAUUUUUUAGAGGAAUAGGGAUGGAGAGGGAGAGGGAAAAAGAAAAGAAAGGAGAGACGUCUAAUAGCAAGAUACAGAUGCGGAAACGAAUGCAAAGGAAACCAACACUGGAAGGGGGAAGAGGACAAGGCUUGCAGAUUAUGCGGAGAAGAGGUGGAGACCCUGGAACACAUAAUUCGGACAUGCCUUGCAACAAGGAGCGACAUUCAGGUUCGGGAAUUGUUGAACGAGGAUGGCAGGGGUCUGGAGGAGAUGAAAAGGAUUAA